Microbotryum saponariae is the source of this 2930-nucleotide messenger RNA. The record is from the annotation of a GenBank genome assembly. NCBI's taxonomy places the organism in Eukaryota, Fungi, Basidiomycota, Microbotryomycetes, Microbotryales, Microbotryaceae.
AUGGACCGGUGGCUCCAUCUUCCCACUUGUCAAACACUGCUUUUCCAACUUCCCACAAGGCGAUCCCACGGACUGGCAGUCGACUCUGCCCUUGGUGCGAACAGCGGUGCACGCGAUCAUCGUCACCGGCGACACAGGUGGUACCACGACUACCGUCUCUUGUUCGCGACCCUUCUCGUCUGUUCGAUAUGUGCAUUAGCUUCAUAUCACUUUCAAGCAAAGGCUCACAUGCUGUCAUGGCUGCGGCAAUCGACCUCUAGUGCUAGUGGGCCACGACCGCCCCUGACGCAGACGAUCGUCGCCGGUGUUCUCUCGCCCGAUUCAAGCUCACGGCAGGAUUUCGGCGACGACAAUGUCAUCAACGACCUUCCGGGUUGGGCCGACUACGAUGCCAUCUCUUCCUCUACAUUUCCCCUCUCCAACACCAUCGUACCCGUCAUCAUGCACCACUUUGACGUGGCCCAUCUCGAAGCGCCAUACGACCAAGUGUACAUCGUUUCGGCGUUCGUGGACCCGCGACCACUGGUCGUGCCCAACGCGCGCCGCGAGAUUCUCAUGCAUGCGGUGUUGAAUGGUAUCAGUUGGUCUAACGAGGGCCGGUAUCCGGACGAUGUCAUCGAAUGCUCAGUUCUGAUUCGGCAGCCCGACGGGACCGUCAUAGCCACGACGGGCAGGGCGAAGAGCUCGCCCGCCUAUCAUUACAGGCGAGGGUAAGCUAGUGACACCACCCUUGUUUUCGCGGCUGCCGUAGCUUCGUGAGGUCUUAAACUAUUUGUGCGUUUUUUCCCCGGGGCUUUGGCAGGCACAUGACGCUCUCGCAGGACCAGAUCGUCUGUUCAUUAGCGAGAAUACCCCAGAUGUCAUACGACGCAAUCGCCUGGGAGAGGGCCGAAAUGUAAGCUCUGAUAUUUGAUCGGACAUAGGUGAAUCGAGCUGACUACCAAUAUCAGAUACGUAACCGUCAAUCCGAUCGAUGUGUCGCCCCCACCCGAUGCCUUCAUCCUCGCUCGCUCCGUUGCUGCUUUGGAUGUGGACGAGCAUCGCACCGGUCGUGGUCAGGGAGCCGUGUGCCUGGCCCCUCUACGGGGUGAGCUGUACUCGUCGUCUAUUAAAGACCACAUCAGCGUAAGUGGUCACAAUGUAGAUCUUGGUUGGAGUUGGUCGCUGAUCUUGCCGACUUACGACCCCCCAUCGCCGCCGCCAGUACCAAAAAUCGCUCGGCUUCACACGGAUCUACAUUUACCUGUUGGAUCCGGGCCCGAUCACGUUGUCGGUCCUGCGAAAGCUCGCUUCGGCCGAUCCGGACAUUGUCCUCGUACGAUGGGGUAUUCUCAAAGAUUGGUUCAUCACGCCGGAGCCUCUGCGUCGCACUUUUGCGGUCGACCCAAGCCAGUGGAACCUCCCGGGCAUCGAGCCCCUCGAGCCCGCAAGAGAAGCGUUGCUUGGAACGGCUCGAACAUCACAAAGUGUCGCGUCAGUCGGCUUCCCCUCAGAACUCAGUGAGAGUUGACUAACUAAGUAGUGUGUGAACAUCCACCUGUGUAUGCUGCUGCAGCUUGUGGUAUUGGGGCCAGAAUCUGGCGGCGCAAGACUGCUACUUUCGGUCCAUGGCCGAUGGUGUACGAUGGGUUGGUGCGUCAUGCCGACGAAGCUAAUAGACAUACCCAGCGCACCACUCCUGACCACACCAUAUCUUCAUCGUUCCUUCAGCCUCAGUCGAUUGGGACGAGUACUUUGUCCUGCAGCCAGCGGGCAAAUUGACCUGGGAUGUUCCGCCUCGUUCCGCCGACCCCAUCGAAGCGAUGGCCCCCUUUCUCGAAUGGACACGCGAUCUGCGUCGACCUUUCGAUAUCAAGGAGGCAGCGGGAUACAUGCUCCAUCCUUAUGAUGAGAACAGAAUCAAGGUGGAUGUCGAAUCGAUCACCAAGGGGAUGCUGCCGAGCUGUAUGAUCUUUUCCCAAUCGCUUGGGAAGAGCACUUGUAAAGCACAGUCCUCACCACCGCAGACGCCGGUGCUCGAGGAGAUCAUGGAUCGCUUUGGGACUUGGGAUUGGCUUGAGCCAGGUGCAACAGUGCCUGCUGCUUUUUCGACACCAGUGAGGAACCAGUAUACGUUUUGGGGCGACCGCUCCAAGAAAGUUGUGGACCCUUGGUUGAGUGCCCCUAUGCAACGCUCGGUGGCGCGGCCACACCAGCUAACGCAGAAACUCGAUGCAAUCCAUAGGGCCUACUUUCUGGAUUCGACACACCACGUCGAGACCGGAUACGCCACUUAUGCGGUUCGAGAUGGUGUCUGCUCCAAAACGAGUUCCGUCAUCGUCAACAAGGAAAUGUCCCGACGCGACUGCGUUGAAAUCGUCCUCCGUGCGUUCGGUGGCCAGCCGAUGCCCGUACCCGUCACUAAAGCCGUGGUCACGUAUCGACCCGGCUUUGCGGGGCCAUGGUCCAAUAUCACGGGUUCGAGUGGUUCGUUGCGUCAUUUCAGGGUCGCCAUGCCCGUCGUAAGGGGCACGCUUCAAGUGACCAAGCAGCUCACGGACUUCUCGCCAAUGUUGCUGAGCUCGCCGGAAUCACAGAAGGUGCGCUCGAAUCGCAGUAGCGGCAUAUGCAAAUCGUUCGCCGAGGACUGGACGGUGGUGCAAGUCAUGGAACGAUCGCUGGAGCGGGUAUUCGAGGACCGGACCGAAGGCACAGUACCUUCAAAUCAGCGACCGACUCCGGACGCUGUCGUCACGACGAAGCAGGUUCCAGGGCCUGCUCUACCGUCGCUGCAGGCGUUGCGCUCGGAACCCUUUGCUCCAUCGACCGGGGCACUGCUGCUCGCGGUGGUCGCAAUUCUGGCCCUGGUCUACGUGCUCGUAACGCGGUUAAGAUACCACAAGAGGAAGCGCCCGGAGGGAUACGCGAUGAUGAAGCAAGAACAGGCUUAA